Molecule: messenger RNA, 807 nt
Organism: Cordyceps fumosorosea ARSEF 2679
Lineage: Eukaryota; Fungi; Ascomycota; Sordariomycetes; Hypocreales; Cordycipitaceae
Exons: 3
Coding region: 1-807 (268 amino acids)
Source: RefSeq, a predicted model, not a curated record
AUGACGUUCACAAAUACACCAGUAACCAGGCUAGUAGUGCUGGGACUUGUCUCGGCGUCGAUCGGGGCGAGCCUGCUGGACAUGAAGCACUACACCUACAUCCUCAUCAGCCCGCACCUGGUGCUGUUUGCGGCUAUGUCGCUAUAUAACUUGCGGACUGUUGAGCGCAUGUGGGGAUCGAGAAAAUACGCUUCAUUCCUCGUCGUAACGUCGCUCAUCACAUCGAUCGUUCCGCCCGCUCUGAUGGUGGUGCUACGGCCGCUGGCACCGAGCCUGUUCAACUAUAUGCCGGCCGGGCUGACGCCCGUCAUCUUUGCGGUGCUGGCGCAGUUCCACGCCAUGGUGCCGCACAUGUACAAGUACCGAAUCGCGACAUCAAGCGCGCCGCCGACGACGGAGCCGUUCACGGGGCUCACGCUGUCGGACAAGUCGUACCAGUACGCGCUGGCGCUGCACCUGUCGCUGCUGCAGUGGCCCGGAUCGCUGGUCGGCGCGGCGGCGGGCUGGGUGGUGGGCCAGGCGUGGCGCGGCGGGCUGCUGCCGGCGGCGCUGGUGACAUGGCGACUGCCAGGGUGGAUGGUGGGCGUCAAGACGCAGCGCAGUGGCGCCGAAUUUGAGCAGCUGCGGAGGCGGCUGGAGGGGGAGAACGCGACGGCGACGGGAGCGGGAGCGGCGGGUGUUUCGACGGGCGUGGACGCUGGCGGCAGCGGUGGUGGUGAGCAGCAGCGGCAGCAGCAGCAGCAGGAUGGCGAUCGAAGACGAACGAUGGGCCAGCAAAUAGUUGACCAGUUCCGCGAGGCAUUGUAA